AUGGCUGGCGCUCAGGAUGUUUUGCGAUGCACGUUUUGCAAAAGUAAUGUUGACUUCCGAUGUAAAUCGUGCAUGAUCGAUCUCUGCAGUAGUUGUGUUGGAAUUCAUAUGAAAACAGACAGAAAGAAAAGACACAAUGUGCAGCCUAUCGAAGAUGUAAUCAAUGAAGUUGUUCCCCCAGGAUGUGCCGACCACACUGAUCAGAUAUGUGAAAGUUAUUGCCUAGAUUGCAGCGUAGCUUUGUGCCCUUAUUGCAUGCUUAAGCAUGAAGACCACAAAGUGGAAGACAUCUAUGAUGUUAUUGACAGUAUCACUGAAGUAAUAAAAAAAGACACAAUUAAUCGCGAACAAGAAAUUUCGGUGUAUGAUUCAAUAGACAAGAAAAUGUAUCUCAUAUUAAAGAACUACAAGAAGUUGGUGAAGUUUUAA
This is a messenger RNA of Saccostrea cuccullata (small rock oyster), 429 nucleotides long. RefSeq lists its product as uncharacterized. The transcript has a single exon. The record is from RefSeq and is a predicted model, not a curated record. The coding region runs from base 1 to 429 and encodes 142 amino acids. Gene Ontology annotation, molecular function: zinc ion binding. Lineage: Eukaryota; Metazoa; Mollusca; Bivalvia; Ostreida; Ostreidae.